Messenger RNA from Rhipicephalus microplus (southern cattle tick), 664 nucleotides. RefSeq lists its product as uncharacterized. The record is from RefSeq and is a predicted model, not a curated record. Lineage: Eukaryota; Metazoa; Arthropoda; Arachnida; Ixodida; Ixodidae.
UGAUUACCAUUGCUCGGAAACCAAUAGGCGAUAUGCCGCCAAGGCUACAGCGUUUCUUCCUCCGUUUGCUGCGUUAUGACCUUGACUUGCAAUUCAUUCCAGGGAAGCAGCUCGUCCUGGCCGACAUGCUCUCGAGAGCCACAAGCAGGCAAGCGGGUGACACCGACAGCGACGAUGUAGAAGUCCACGCGGACGACACCGAUGGAGGGUGCGCCUUCACCUGCCGAGGUGUUACAAGGAAGGCGACUGCGAACGACGCUGCCGGAUGUCCGUUCCGUUCCAGAAUUUCCGGUCCGAAAGCAUCGCCAGAGCAACGCCUGCAGGAGGACCCUAGCGCCGCUGGGAGCAGGCGACACCGUUCGAGUUAAAGGGGGGUCAUGGUCGACCAAAGCACGAGUCCUCGAGCCAUGCAAUACUCCCAGGUCAUACCAUGUCGUCACAGAGGAAGGAAGGGUCCUCCGCCGCAACCGCCAGCACCUACUUCCGACCGGUGAAAGCUUUCGAAGGCGCACGUGUUCCAGCAGCAGUGAGGACUUCGCCGAACAAACUGCAAAUUGCAGUAGUGGGCCCGCAGCUCUCCAUGCACCCAAUACGGCAGGCAUCGUAACUUCAAGAAGUUCGACAAGACUGCGACGGCCACCACAGCGGUUGACCUACGACAGAA